AUGGCUCGCAUUGUUGGGUUUCUGAUACUAGCAAUUUCUGCACAAGCUAUGGCUAAGUUCGACGUGGACCCUCAUCAGUGUCAGGUCAUUUUCGAUAACUUCCCUUACUGUAUGGAUUUUCUCAUAGGUUCAAACGAUUGGCCUUCAAGCCAAUGUUGUCAGCGGGUAUAUGACUUCAAUGCAUUAGCUGAGCACGGACUGGGGCCAAGAGCUAUCUGUGAGUGCAUUGAAAUAAUAAUAAGGACGAUCCCUAUGAAGUUAAGGGCUGACCGUAUCAGUGAUCUUCCUGUCAGGUGCAACACACAUCUCAGUUUUCCCAUUUCUGAGUAUAUGGACUGCAACAGCUACAAAUAA
Molecule: messenger RNA, 354 nt
Organism: Populus nigra (black poplar)
Lineage: Eukaryota; Viridiplantae; Streptophyta; Magnoliopsida; Malpighiales; Salicaceae
Product: non-specific lipid-transfer protein 13
Exons: 2
Coding region: 1-354 (117 amino acids)
Biological process (GO): lipid transport
Cellular component (GO): membrane
Molecular function (GO): lipid binding
Source: RefSeq, a predicted model, not a curated record